Molecule: messenger RNA, 1553 nt
Organism: Gracilinanus agilis (Agile Gracile Mouse Opossum)
Lineage: Eukaryota; Metazoa; Chordata; Mammalia; Didelphimorphia; Didelphidae
Product: ribonuclease P protein subunit p30-like
Exons: 3
Coding region: 1-1083 (360 amino acids)
Biological process (GO): tRNA processing
Cellular component (GO): nucleolar ribonuclease P complex
Molecular function (GO): RNA binding
Source: RefSeq, a predicted model, not a curated record
AUGACUGUAAUGAAUACAGAGCUGGAGAAAUACCAGUUGAGACAACAAGAGGAGGCAGAGGCCGAAAUGUUUAAAAUGAGGGAUGCUAAAGAUAUGAAAUCAACGCCUCAUCAAACACCAUGUUUAGGGGCAAAUACUUCAAAAUGGAAACGUGUACUAUGGUCUUUUGUGUUUUUCUAUGCCUCCAUCAGCAUUGGAUUUUUAUGUUAUGUAUUUUUUAUUGAUCCGACAUUUGUCUUUGAAACAAUGAUCCCUGGGAUUCUUGGGCGCCGAAGAAUAUUGGGUAGGUUUGUGGAUUUGAACCUGAGGAAGAGUUCAGACACUAAAGCACUUAAAGGGCUUGUGGAGAAUGCAGCUCAUCUUGGAUAUUCAACUGUUGCCAUUAAUCAUGUUGUGGACUUUAAGGAAAAGAAGCAGGAAAUCGACAAACCAAUAGUUCCUUCUGAACUCUUUUCCUCUUUACCUAUUGUACAGGGGAAAUCGAAACCAAUUAAAAUUUUAAGUAGACUGACACUUAUAGUAUCAGAUCCAUCACACUGCAAUGUUCUGAGAGCAACAUCUUCUCGUGUCAAGCUAUAUGACAUUGUUGCAGUUUUUCCAAAGACAGAAAAACUUUUCCACGUUGCUUGCACUAGUUUGGAUGUGGAUUUGGUAUGCAUAACAGUAACAGAGAAGUUGCCAUUUUACUUUAGAAGACCUCCUAUUAAUGUGGCAAUUGAACGAGGCAUUGGGUUUGAGCUUACUUAUUCUUCUGCCAUUAAAGAUUCCACGAUGAGGAGAUACACCAUUUCCAAUGCACUUAGUUUGAUGCAGAUCUGCAAAGGGAAGAAUGUAAUUGUAUCUAGUGGUGCAGAAAGGCCUUUAGAAAUAAGAGGACCAUAUGACAUAGCAAACUUAGGCUUAUUGUUUGGACUCUCUGAAAGUGAUGCCAAAGCAGCAGUAUCCACAAAUUGCCGAGCAAUACUUCUUCAUGGAGAAACCAGAAAGACUGCUUUUGGUAUUAUUUAUACAACAAAGAAGCCAAGAACAACUGAAGAGGAUGACAGUGUUCCAGCAUGCAAAAAAGCCAAAUGUGAGGACUGACAAAGAAUUGCCUUGACUUUGAUCAGCCCAUAAUUCUUUUUCCAUUGACUAACACCAACAAUCAUGAAGAAAACACUUUACCUGGAUUACUGCUUGAAUUUUAUCUUGGAAGUGAUCGUUUUAUAAACUUUUAUAUUACAGUCAUUAAAAAUAGGGAACAGACUAAUGAACCACCAGUAAUAACCUUAGAAUUGUUUAAUUUAGAUAAACUUUGUUUAAAUGAAAAACAGAAUAAUACUAUUUUGUCCCUGCUUGCAAAUAAGACGUUGUAAAGAACAUAAAUAGUUGACAAAUUGUUCUAAUUAAUUGAAAUGUCACCUUAUCUCUAUCUCUUGUUCUUUACAUACUUUAAUGCUCUUUUAUUCAAUAGUUUCGGACAGCUAAGUACUUCAGGAGAUAGAUUGUCAGACCUGAAGUCAGGAAGGCUCAUCUUUCUGAGUUCAAAUCCAACCUCAGAUACUUAAGAGCUC